AUGGUGGUGCUAGUCGCAUUGGUAGCCGCAGCAGUCAUGGAUGAGGAUGAGGAUGAGGAUGAGGAAGAGGAUGAGGAUGAGGAUGAGGAGGAGGAGGAGGAGGAGGAGGAGGAGGAGGAGGAGGAGGAGGAGGAGGAGGAGGAGGAGGAGGAGGUGGAGGAGGAGGAGGAGGAGGAGGAGGAGGAGGAGGAGGAGGAGGUGGAGGAGGAGGAGGAGGAGGAGGAGGAGGAGGAGGAGGAGGAGGAGGAGGAGGAGGAGGAGGAGGAGGAGGAGGAGGAGGAGCUCCAGACCUCACAAGAGAACAGUAUCGCGCAAUGCAAUGCAAGCAUGGUGCAAAAAAAAAAACGAGACAACGGAAUUGAGUGGGAAGGGGGGGAGAUGCAGGGAGAAGAAGGCAAAGGGCAGGAAGAAAGGCAGGGGGGAGAAAGGAGGAGUGUCUGUUUGCGAAGGGGAAUGGGGACAGCGGUUGAGGGGGAGAGGGAAGAGGGGGGUUUGGGUUGGGAAUGGUGCACGGUGCAUGGAGGCACCGAAGAAAGGGUGACCCUGUCAGGGUAA
Molecule: messenger RNA, 555 nt
Organism: Closterium sp. Naga37s-1
Lineage: Eukaryota; Viridiplantae; Streptophyta; Zygnematophyceae; Desmidiales; Closteriaceae
Source: the annotation of a GenBank genome assembly